Molecule: messenger RNA, 1200 nt
Organism: Camelina sativa (false flax)
Lineage: Eukaryota; Viridiplantae; Streptophyta; Magnoliopsida; Brassicales; Brassicaceae
Product: putative F-box protein At1g50870
Molecular function (GO): protein binding
Source: RefSeq, a predicted model, not a curated record
AUGGAUGAGCAAGAGGAGAACAGAACAAAGAUGGAGAGAGCAACACAUGAUAAUGAUGGAGAUGAUGAUAGAUGUCAACGAGACUCGAUUCCUUUUGAUCUAGCCUUAGAUAUACUCUCAAGACUUCCUCCGAAGUCGAUUGCUAGAUCUCUCUGCGUGUCAAAACUCUGGUCUUCCUUCACCACAUUACCAAGUUUUACCAAAUUGUUCGCGACACGGCGCUCGGCUCUGCCACCGAGUCUUCUCGUCACCUUCUCAAAAAACCUAAAGCGAUUCGUUUUCUCGUUUCCUCAACACCAGAAUCCUGACGGGUCUUAUCCUCCGGCCUACAUUUAUCAGAUGACAAACGAAGACUCUUGGUUCUGGAAUCAUUCGGAAUCUGUCCAUGGCUUGGUUUUAAUAAAAGGAAUAAAAGGAUCAGUGAUUUGGAAUCCAACCAUGAGACGCUUUACAACCUUGCCAAGCCCCACAACAAACACAAACAUAGAUAAAGGGAGUUACGUUAUGUCUUAUUUAGGAUACGAUCCAUUGGAGGAUAAACACAAAGUACUGUGCGUAUCUAAACAAGAUUCCGAACAGCCUAGGGUUCUUACAUUGGGAGCUCAAGAAUCAUGGAGAGUAAUAUCCAAAGGUAAUUUUCCUUUACAUUCUCCUAUUGGAGAUCAUCAUGGGCAAUGCAUUAAUGGAAUUCUCUAUUAUGAUGCCUAUCUUCGUAUUGGUGAUGGUGGUGAACGCCGUAUAAUGAGCUUUGAUGUUAGAUCUGAAAAGUUCACUUCGAUAAAACUCCCAGAUUUUUAUUCUAGGUUGCAAAUUCAUAUGAUACCUUAUAAGGGAAGGGUAGCCAUAGUUAAGGUUGCAAGUUUAUCUUCUAUUAAUCUUUGGAUUUUGAAAGAUGGAGAUAGACACAUAUGGAAGCAUAAAAUAUUCGUUUUACCUCUUUCUGAGAUAGACGACCCAUUACGGGGGAAUAACCUAUCUUUCAGUGGUGUUAGUGAUGCCGGUGAGCUUAUCUUUACACGAUGGUCAUUAUCUAAGUCGUUUUAUAUUCUGUAUUUCGAUCUGAGGAGUAACAGUAUUAGAGAAGCUUUGUUUGAAGGAAUUGUGGGUGAUGACUUUAGAUGCCGUUAUGGACUUGAUAAAUUCAGUAUAUACAGCAUAGAUGUUUUCCCAAAUCAUAUCGAGAGUCUCAUGUCUUUGUAA